Molecule: messenger RNA, 1746 nt
Organism: Carica papaya (papaya)
Lineage: Eukaryota; Viridiplantae; Streptophyta; Magnoliopsida; Brassicales; Caricaceae
Product: transmembrane 9 superfamily member 2-like
Biological process (GO): protein localization to membrane
Cellular component (GO): membrane
Source: RefSeq, a predicted model, not a curated record
AUGAUCAAGGUGCCAUUCUUUAAUCUUCUAGUGUUCAAUCUGAUUGUUAUAUUUUUACUUGGAGUGGCAUAUAAAUCAGUGAAUUUUGCAAUGAAAGUAACAAAAGAUGCACUAUGUCCAAACGAAAGUGUCUACGAAGAAGGAGCUCGAAUUUCCUUGUUCGCCAACACAAUUCGCUCUCCUAACGAUCCAUGUUAUGUACGCCCAUACUUCGAGUUGCCGUUCUGCCCUCCUUACUCUCCUAGAGUUAAACACAAGCGAAAGAAAUCUCUGGAAGAAAUUCUCCUAGGCGAUUGCUUCAAUGAAACUAGAUACGAUUUCAUAUUCAAGAAAGAUGUACUUGGGAGAGUCCUCUGCGAGAAGGAACUGUCAAAAGUGGAAGUUGCAAAGUUCAGGGAUGCCAUAGAACGCGAAUCUCUGGUGGACGUAUUCUUGAACAACAUUCGCUUGCAGCACAAGGUGGGGACAAUGAAGAAAGUUGAUCUCGACACUGGAACAAUCUAUUCAAGGCCCAAGUUUUAUCUUUACAAUCAUGUGAAUUUUUUUCCGUAUCAUUACAAGAACAAAGUAGCACACCUGGCAGCUCUGAGUGCCAUUGAUUCUGCUGCGGAUAUAACUGAAGAUGCCGCAGUUAAAGUCAAAUUCACGUACUCUGUCCUCUGGAAAGGACUCGACAACAGUCAGGAUAGUUACGAGACCAUGACUAGAGAUUGGUGCAGCAUUGAUUGGAGAACAGUAGUGUAUUCGGCUGCAAUUAUUUCCUCCUGGGUGUGGUUGCUACUGUAUGCUAUUGUUCGUCCAUAUGUUCGACGUUAUUUCAACGAGCCUUCUCAUGACGUAGAAAACUCCAGGAACGUUGUCACUUCGCUUCAUAAUGGUGCGCUUGCAAAUCCUCCGUACUCUUCCUUAUUUGCUGCUUUCCGGGCCGUUGGAAUUCAGCUGUUUGUUACGAUUUGUGCUCUCUUUGCUCUGGUAAAUGCUGGAAUUUUGAGACCGUGUAAUGUGGAUAUUUUAUAUGAGUACCUUCUUGGAAUUUACUCUUUAACGUCUUUGGUUUCUGGUUACGAAGCUACUUCGUUUAAUAGUCAAUACAAUAGACAUGGACAGAAGGAAUGUAUCUUGCACACUGGAGUCUUGUACCUAGUUCCAGUGUUCCUUACAGUCUUUUCAUUCACUAUGAUGGCAAAAGUAGCAAUCGAAUCUCCAAUUCUACCUCAAGUCGUUGAAGUCAUAAAUUUUGUUAUCUGGGGGUCCUGCACAAUAUUUUUCCUGAUUUUAGGAGGUAUAAUAGGGCAUUAUUCUUUUAAGUAUUUCAAUUCUGAAUCUAGAGAACUUGAUGUUAGUACCAAUACCAUUGCUAGCGCUAGCCCCAACGCCAGCACAAGCACUAGCGCCAACAUAAGGGCAAGCCCCAGUGCCAGGUCUAAAAGAAGUGCCGAGGCUAGCACAAGAGCCAGCACCAGCACCAACACUAGAACUAGCAGAAACAGAAAUCAGAUAGAACCUAAGCAUUCUAGGUUAAUAAGCACAACUGUUCAGAUGUUUCUUGGGGGGUUCCUACCAUUCUUGGUGAUCUUAUACCGUAUGGAUGAAAUAUAUGCAAGUCUUUGGAACUUGAAAGUUUGCCACGCAUUUAACCUCUUGCUUAGAUCUUUCAUUAUGGUCUCCGUCGUGACUAUAAUGGUGGGAAUGGCUUUUACAUUCUACCAGAUGCAUCUUAAAGAUUAUAACUGGUGGUGGAGGUAA